UUUGCAUUAUCACUUUGCGGCAUCAUGAUGGAGCAGCGCGCAGCGGCGAGCGUCCGUGCUUCCAUGGACUUUAACGGGCCGCUCAACGCGUUGUCUACGUCUCCAAACAAUCGUUUGAUCGCAGUGGGCGGUAGAGAUGUGCUCAAGGUCGUGGCACUAGAAGCCUCGGGCUUCACGGAAAAGCGAAACCUGCGCGUAGUGGGUAAACCCAGUCUAAACUUCAGCACCAAUGACAUCCGCUGGCACCCACACUCGGACUAUUUACUGGCCACGGCGGCCACAAAUGGCGCCGUGGUGAUCUGGAACUUAGAACGUGACGGAUAUAAGCAUGUUCAAGAGCGAGUGUUGAACGGGCAUCGACGUGCGGUUAACCGCAUUUGCUGGCACACGUCGGACUGGAACGUGCUAAUCAGUGGGUCGCAGGACGGCACUGUAAAACUCUGGGAUAAGCGUGGUGGGAAGGUUGUGUCUACAUACCAACCAAAGUCAGAGAGUGUGCGUGAUGUGCGAGCCAGUCCGUUCCACCCCAACAAGUUUGCCGCUGCGUUUGAGAAUGGUAUUGUGCAAGUGUGGGAUAUGCGCAAGAACUCGCAGCCAGAACUCAAGUUCACGGCGCACAAGGGCUUAGUUUUGAGUAUUGACUGGCAUCCGACGGAUGCCAAUGUCUUGGCUUCUGGUGGCCGUGAUCGCUAUGUGAAAAUCUGGGAGUUGGGGGAUGUCCGACAGCCGAAACAAACGAUCCAGACCAUUGCGAGCGUGGGGCGUGUAGCCUGGCGACCAACUUGUGUCACGCAUAUCGCUACGAGCGCCUCGCUUAUGGACAAUAGCAUUCACGUGUGGGAUACCAAGCGGCCAUUCAUCCCAGUCGCGUCCAUGAAAGGCCAUUCGGACAUUGCAUCGGGCAUUUCGUGGAUGGAUACACCCGUGUCCCCGAAUUUUGGGCAACCAGAGAUUCCUGGAGACUGGGAAGGCCACGACUACUGGCAGCAUAUGCUAGCGUGCUCGAAGGAUGGCACUCUAAAGUUACAUUCGCUUGCUGACUCAUUCAAACCACAUCAGUCACUACCGACCACAACACUUGCGCUCAACUCUAAAGGACAAGUCGCAUUUUCCCACGACUACAUUGAUCGAUCGUGUGCUUCCCUGAAGAUUCAUCGUCACUUUAGUUUGGGUAGUUCGCUCUUUACAGUUGGGGGAGUAUCGUCGUCAUCUCCAAGUCUCGGUCCGUUAACUGGUGAUCGAAAGUCUGGUGGUGGCCCACUCACAAUGUCGUUAAGCCCUUAUCACGGCAGCGUCGAAAGCCCAGACGAUACUAUUACUGGAGCAACUCAAGAGCAGCCUUCGCGCACUGCGUCUUGGUCGUUCAGUGGAUCACAGCAGCCUCCUCUAGCGCCCAAGGGAUUGAACAGAUCAGCGGGUAGUAGUGCGAACUUAACAAGUUUAUCGAGUGGAGCAUCGUCCACGGGGACGGGUUAUAAGUCAGCAGGGGGAAGCAGCAGCCUCAACGCUGUAAGCGGCAUGGGAUCAGGUGGAAUCGCCCGAGGAUCAGGCCCAGCGUCGUCCUCUCAGCCGAACAUGUUAUCGUUGCAGGGGAACAGCACUGCGGGAGGAGCAAACGUGCACUCGGACGGGAACUUUGUGUCUGUAUCGAACGCAUCAGCUUCGUUGGCGUCUGCAUCGCCUGGAACUCCAAUGAUGUCCGGCUCAGCGGUACCUCGUGCGCUAGUGGCGCUUGUGACAAUGCAGAACGUAAACAACUCGCACCAACUCGAGAAAAUCUUCCUGGGCGAUGAGAGCGAGUACGUGCAAGCAGGGAAACAAGUUGAAGCCAUGCGCGCACAAUUCGAGCAAGGCCAGUACUUGAAAGAGUCUUUCGGGUUUGAUGAGCACACGUUCCGGUUCUUGGCUAAGCACUACAUGCUAUUCCCCGAAGGCGCCAGCAAGAACAGUAAUGGAGGUGGUGGUGAUAAGGGUGGAGUUAGCUUCGCGCAAAUGUGUGCGCAUAACGCUUUGGCCGCAUUUGUCACCGGAAAUUCGCACUUGUGUCAGAUGUGGCGCAUCUUGGAAGUUCUGUAUGCGAACGAAGAAGCAGAUAUUGCAAAAGUUAAGCGGAGUGGAGGUAAAUUGAAGACCAACGAACAUUAUACUGCCGAAGAUGGUCAAGAUCGAGAUCUGGACGACGAAAACCGCGAGCGUUCUCCAAGUGACAGCAACCACGACGACCAAGUGGAUGGUUUUGUGCAGAGAGACGACAGGCACGACAGCGAAGAGUUUAGUCAUGAUGGACACAGUCACGCGACUCACGGUCAUAACGCGAGCGAGACGACUAUGUUACUGGAGCAACUCGACCAUGUCAAUCCGCAAGCGAUGGAAGGAUUCGAUCCGUAUCCGUAUGAUCAUACUGGAAGACACGCAAACGAGAUCGGACGAGAAGCUGGAGAUCGCAAUGGAACGUCUGGAGUGGCCAACGUACGCGGGAAUUCAUCGAUGAUCAUGAAUGGGAGUGCCGUCAUGGGGGAUCUAGGCCAUCUACGUGAUGAUGUGCUGAAGGAAGUACUGGAGUAUUACACGGAGAUCGGAGAUUUACAGUCGUGUGUUGCCAUCACGGUUGUCGUGGGGAAAGUGACUAGUGUUGAGAAAGUCAUGGGGAAGGCGUGGCUGCAGCACAUUUACAUGCACUACAUCGAUCUGCUUCAUCAGCUGCAGAUCUACACGACGGCAAACGAACUGGUCGCAAAUUGCUCGGACCAAUCCAUUCGACAGAUGAAUAUGAAAUCCACGAGCGUCUACUUCAAUUGUGCAAGAUGCUCCAAACCUCUCGAGUCGUCUGGCCCCAGCGACCUUGGUGUACCAAUCUCGCUUUGUACAAGUUGCAGCAACACUGCCACAUUAUGCUCCAUCUGUCAACUACCAGUACGGGGUCUCUAUGUCUGGUGUCCUGUAUGUGCACAUGGCGGCCACUUGGAUCACCUAACGGAAUGGUUUGCUCACGAGACAGUUUGUCCGACCGGAUGCUCACACCACUGCUCGUUAAAUCUUGUCGACGCUGGGAUGAGAAAUUAAUUCGCCUGGUUGUUAUUAAUUGCUGUGGAAAUACCACACAGCGAUCGAGACACAAAUGAUCGCCGUUGUGGAAAUUAGCACACACACUUUGCCGUCAAAGAAGCUCGUAGUUGCGUCAAACAGCGCGGUCGAGUUUGAAGCUGACAUGUUCGUUUCCGCUCUAUCUAGCGGUCUUUCCGGCCCAAGAAGUCUGCCAAAAGGAGUGUUCUGCAACCAACUUCGCAUGGCUAGCCUAGCCAUUGCGAAUCGGAUUGCUAACUGAGUUUCUGUUGCUCCACCUGAGAGCUCCAACACGCGAUCAUAAUAUCGUUGCGCACGUUCCAGAUUAACUCCUACACCGUCGCCAAACUCGUACAUUUGACCAACAUUAAAGGCUCCAACAGCGACACCCUCAGCACUUGCCCGACUGUACCACCGCAGCGCAACCUUUGGAUCCUUACGCAUUCCAGCAAGUCCGUAGUAGUGAUAAUCUCCGAUUCGCACGAGGGUUUCUCUGUCGCCGUUUUCAGUAUUCGCCAAUAGCAAGUACUUCAGUGCUCUGCGUUCACUCGCUAUGUUCCCUAGUUGCAACAGACGUUGGUCGUAGAGGAAGGCUAAAUUGCUGGUUGCUACAGGAUAUCCAAGCUCGCGAGCUUCAUGGUACGCAACAACAGCGCGUUCAUACUCUCCAUUAGUGUAUAGAUCGAACCCCUUCCUCACUACACGCCCCCAUUGUCCUCCAUCACACGCUG
Molecule: messenger RNA, 3794 nt
Organism: Phytophthora nicotianae INRA-310
Lineage: Eukaryota; Oomycota; Peronosporomycetes; Peronosporales; Peronosporaceae
Exons: 8
Coding region: 25-3063 (1012 amino acids)
Biological process (GO): positive regulation of TOR signaling
Molecular function (GO): protein binding
Source: RefSeq, a predicted model, not a curated record